GAGGAUAAACAGGGUCUCAGGCAGAGGAGAGUCUACAGAAGAGGAGAGUUCAGAUACAGUGAUGCCACCACUCUGUGCUGUUCUUGUGCUUUUCAGCAAAGUCUAUGGUCUGCUUGGGAAUAUAAUUCAGCCUGACACGCUGGUGCGAGCUCAGAUCGGAGACACCGUGACUCUCCCAUGCUACUGCCUGGCACAAGAAGUACCCUAUAUCAGCUGGUUUAAGCAGCCUCUUGGACAGAAGCCUCAGCUUAUAGUAAAACAUAUUUACUAUGAAACAGGACCUGAAUUAUUCAAUGAGUUUAAAAACAUUAAACGUUUCAGUGCAAAGGCACAAAAGGGGAGCUUCAACCUGACUCUAUCACAAGCAGAACCAUCUGAUUCAGCCACAUACUACUGCACUACUACGGAUUUCAUUGCAAUCAGCUUUGGAGAUGGAACUACUUUAAUGGUCAUGGGUAAAUAUGAAUCAUUGUUGAUGCCUUACACUUGUUCAGAGUCACACAACAGGACAGUAGUACUGCAGCAGCCCGAGUCUGAGUUGCUGCAGCCAGGAGACUCUGUGACUCUGCAGUGUACAGUACACACUGAGACCUGUGCAGGAGAACACAGUGUGUACUGGUUCAGAAAGGGCUCAGGAGAGUCCCCUCCAGGAAUCAUUUACACCCAUGGAAACAGGAGUGAUGAGUGCCAGAGGAGCUCUGGGGCUGUGUCUCCCACACAGAGCUGUGUCUACAACUUCCCCAAGAGGAACCUCAGCCUCUCUGAUGCUGGGACUUACUACUGUGCUGUGGCCACCUGUGGGGAGAUCCUGUUUGGGAACGGAACCAAGCUGGACGUUAAGGGAAAUGAAGCCCUUCCUCUUUAUUGCUUGGCGGGAGCUUUGAUGUUGAGCGUGAUCCUAAAUAUUGUCCUGGCUCUGAACAGUAGAAAAAGCUGUAAGAAUUGCAAAGGAGCUGCAUCAAACAACCAAGCGAGCGGAGAAGACCUGGUGAGAAAACAGAGUCAAGAGGCAGCAAUGAAUUACGCUGCUUUGACAUUCACCACCAAGAACCCCAAAGUGAGGCGGAACAAGAGGGAAGUGGAGAAAGAAACAGUUUACUCCGAUAUAAGAUUUAAAGACCGCGAGUGAAGCUUUUCGUAAAAAUUAAUCACAAAAAUGAUCAAACUGUUUCCUCACUAGAGUUGGUGAACAUAUGCCAUGUGGUUGUAAAUGAUCUCACAUUUACUGGAUUUGCCAAGAGCUGUGCUUGUUCUUAUAUUUUUGCUGUUUUUCAAAUACACAAAGUAAAACUUGUACAGUAUACUCCCUGA
Messenger RNA from Anguilla rostrata (American eel), 1311 nucleotides. RefSeq lists its product as uncharacterized. The coding region runs from base 62 to 1129 and encodes 355 amino acids. Gene Ontology annotation, biological process: response to bacterium. The transcript is spliced from 6 exons. NCBI's taxonomy places the organism in Eukaryota, Metazoa, Chordata, Actinopteri, Anguilliformes, Anguillidae. The record is from RefSeq and is a predicted model, not a curated record.